GCAUUGAGGCCGGCCUCUGCCCCACCGAUACUAAACACCGGUCUGGCCUCACUUCGAGGGUAUCGAACCACCGACACUUUAGCGGUGCGUUAUGGUUAGCGCCAGAGCGCUAGCGCUAUACUUAGCGCAAGAGCACGAGGAGCAGCAGCGGCAACGAGCAGAGCAGCAGCAGCGGCGACUGAGCAAGAUCGGCGGCCAUAGCCGCCUGAGGUAUCGGAAGCCGGAGGUAUUCACAGAUGCCGUAGCUGCCUCCAAGGUUCAGCAGGAGGCAGCAGAGGCGGAACGUCAGCGGCUGGCCAGUGAGGCGGCAGCCCAAGCUCAGCGGACUGCUGAGGCUGACGUCGUGGUGCGAGACAAGCGGAACGCCAUUAGCAUGGAAUCCUCGACUGUGAAUGAGAGUCAGUGGACGACAUUGCUCCAAGGCAUGCUGUUUGUGCCUUCGGAUACACAGGCGGAUCCGACACCGGCGGAGGAAGAAAGGAGCAACCUGGCUAACCUGAUGUUGAAUAUGAUGCGAGCGGUCAUGUGGACCAAUACGAUGUUAAUGGUGCAAAUACACGAGGGCAGACAGCCGCGACAAAUUCAGCAGAAUGAUUCUGCAGCCUUAACAGCUGUUGUUCGCACUGCCGCCACACAUCAGCAACAACAGCAACAGUUGUUGAGCACCACCACCGCACGUGUCAACAACAUCGAGGCUAAGGCCUCAGCAGCGCCAGGCUGCACGACAGACGCGACGAAGCAGCUCAACGAGCGCAUCGAUCACGUUGUCACCAUCAUUGGCGAACUAGGUGAUUUCACUAGUCCGGCCACGAUCAGCCGCACGGUGUCCGCCAUCAAGACGGACAUCACCAAGUUGCAGAUAAGACCGGACGCCGCUACAAGGAACUACAAGAUGCCGCACUUCACCAUCAGCAAGUUCGACGACUACAACAAGACGGACGCCUUGACAUGGUGGCAAAGUUUCCUCACGGAAGCAUCAUGCCGCACUGUCCCGGCUGACGACAUGAUGAAGGCGCUCUACUUACAAGUAAUUGGAGGAGCACAAGAAUGGAUGAACCAUCUGGCGGCUACCAAGAAAUGCACCAUCGCUGAACUCCACACGCACAUCCCGUGGAAGGAGUUCGAGCAAUUGUGGUUCACUCGAUUCAUGGUCCGCAACGUCGUGAAGGCGGCCAUGAACGAGGUGUACACCUGCUCACAAGGAAGUAUGCAAACUCGAGACUGGACAACCAAGCGGCAAAAGAUAGUGACCGCGCCAGGCUUCGAUUUGAGUUUUACCAACCAACGAUCCGAGUUCUUCUCGCGAUCGUGCGCAGGACUGCGAACCGCACUAAGCAACGAGUACGAUUACGCCUCAUUCCAGGCCAUCCUGGAUCGUGCGAACUUGGUCAUCCAAACGGAUGACAAGGCCGCAAACGAACCGCAGUCCCAGCCGCAUUAUGUGGCUAAGCCGGGCUAUCAACGACCGACACAUAAUAAUGCCGUGAUUUCUGACGAAACAGUCGAUCUCCACGCUGCAGCAGCAUCCUCGAGUGAUGGAGGAAUUGUAGCAGCGCUCCCGCCGAAGCGUCCCAAGAGAGUUCGGAAGAACAAGGCGACACAAGAGACGRCAUCGACGGGAACUGGGMAGCAGCCAUGGACGGCAUACAAGAUCACCAAGGAAAUCUAUGACCUUCGUCAACGGUACGGAUAUUGCCUUUGGUGCAAUGGAGUCACUCAUUUGACCGCACAAUGCCCCGAAAAGGGCAAGGCACACGUACCCCUGUCGGCAAGUGAUCCGGUCAGCUCGCCACUGACUUCCGAGGACUCGACGGAGUGGUCAAGACUUGAGGAGCUUGACCCGCUCACGAGAGAGGACUUUGCUUGGAUGCCUCUACCCUCGACCAGAACCUUGCCAAGGCCACAUUGCAAUGCCUUGAUGGCAAAUCUACGCUCCUAUUUGCACACUACAGUACCAGCUCCGUUGACGGACGACGGGGUAGCGGUUGUCGAUCUCCGCUCCUAUCUUGCGAAGAUUGACCGCGAGUACACCACCCAAAGGUACGCCGAAACCGAAGCGUCGUUGCUCUAUAUCCGCAUUCAAAUCGGAAAGGCAACCUGUAGUGCCUUGAUUGAUUGCGGAGCGUCUCACAACUUUAUGAGCCAAGCCUUUAUGGCCCGCGCAGGUCUUGGCCCGCGCGUUCGAAGAAAGACGCAACCUACGCAAGUUACACUCGCGGACGGCCGCACGCAAAAGUCAAUUGACCGAUGCGUUGACGGCGUUCCGGUCUACUUUGCGCCACUUGCGUGCGAGCCGGUAUCUUUUGACAUCCUCGACACCAAGUUCGACAUGAUUCUAGGCAUGUCUUGGUUACGUAGCGCCGAUCAUCCAGUGAACUUUCACGACCGAACCGUUCACAUCCGUGAUUGGAACGGAGUGUUAGUCCCAUGUACGGUCGCGACCCCUCACACUUCGAUUGCUUGUCACGUGGUUUCCGUUGCGAGAAUUCGCGACGCCAUAGCUCGGAAUGAUGUCGAGGAGAUGGGCCUUGUAUUCUUGCAUGCUCUCCCCUCGCCGGACGGACCAGCCGCGYCACCGCCRGACCCACGCAUCACUCACCUCUUGGACGAGUAUGGAGACGUCUUCGAGGCUCCCACCGGAACGGUUCCGGAUCGGCCCAUACGUCACGGGAUCACUCUCGAGGCUGGUGCCAUCCCUCCGCGUGGAUGUAUCUACCGCAUGAGCGAAGAGGAACUCGAGGUGCUUCGCGCACAACUCGAUGACCUUCUCGACAAGGGUUGGAUUCGCCCUAAUCGGUACAAGACCGCGUUCAAGACGCGGUACGGGCAUUUUGAGUGGGUUGUCAUGCCAUUUGGCCUCACCAAUGCCCCCGCGACUUUCCAAGCAGCUAUGACGACUGAGUUCCGCGACUUGCUCGAUCGCAGCGUCCUCAUUUACCUCGAUGACAUCUUGGUUUAUAGCAGGACGUUGGACGAGCACAUCAUACACCUUCGCGCUGUUUUGGAUCGUUUGCGACUGGCCAAGUACAAUGCGAAUCGCGACAAGUGCGAGUUCGCCAAGCAAGAGCUUGAGUACUUGGGUCAUUUUGUCACGCCGAAAGGCAUUCGUCCCUUAGCGGACAAGAUCCAAACCAUCGUGGAUUGGCCGGACCCCCGUUGCACGACGGAUGUACGCUCUUUCAUGGGUUUGGCUGGAUAUUAUCAGCGAUUCGUCGAGUCAUACUCGAAAGUGACCACUCCUUUGUCGAGACUUCAGUCCCCGAAGGUGCCCUUCGAGUUCGACGAUGCAGCCCGUGACGCGUUCACUACGUUGAAGGCAGCGAUGCAAGCCGCACCUGCCCUCCGUAUAUACGACCUCACCCUUCCCACCCAAGUGACUAUGGACGCUUCGGGAUACGAUAUUGGUGCGGUGUUGGAACAGUGUCACGAGGACGGUUGGCAUCCGGUCGAGUAUUUCUCCCAAAAGGUGUCUCUCGUCAACACUCUCGACGACGCUAGGAAGAAAGAGCUACUCGCGUUCGUCACCGUUCUCAAACGGUGGCGCCACUUUCUUCUCGGCCAUCGGCGUUUUAAAUGGAAUACGGACAACAAUCCGUUGACCUUUUACAAAAUGAAGGAUACGGUCACUAGCACGAUUGGUCGAUGGAUGUAUUACAUUGACCAGUUCGACUUUGACCCGUGCCACAUUCCCGGUCCCGCCAAUCGAGCUGCGGACACCCUCUCACGACGGCCCGAUUUUUGUGCGAUUGUGACCACGACAUUUGACCUCGAUGACGAUCUGCAGCCGCAUUUCGUCAAAGGCUAUAAGUCCGAUCCGACUUACUCUACGCUUUACGCAGAGCUUUCAUCGAAUCACCCGCCGACUAGCCACUAUCGGAUUUCCGACGGGUUCCUCCUCCUUCACACGAGAGGAAAGGACUUGUUAGUUGUGCCCCAAGAUCGCAUCUUACGGACUCGUCUUCUCGGCGAAUUCCACGAUGCACGACUUUCGGCACACCUUGGCGUGAACCGCACACUAGCACGGCUCCGCCAGCGUUUUCGCUGGCCUGACGUCCUUCAUGACGUCACGAGGUACGUUGAGUCAUGUGCAGUUUGCCACCGUAACAAGGGUCGAUCUCGAAUCCCCUUCGGCGAACUGAAACCAUUGCCGAUUCCUCGGGCACCGUGCCUCUCCAUUGCUAUGGACGUGACAUGCCCGUUCCCCCGCGAUCGCCAUGGCCAUGACGGUAAUCUCACGGUUGUUGACCCCUUGAGCAAGUAUGCUCGUUUUCUUUCUUGCAAGUAUCAUGCUGCAGCGCCUGAGCUCGCACGACUCUUGCACACCGGUUGGAUUACCAACCAAGGUGUUCCGGAAGACAUAGUGAGCGACCGAGAUACACGCUUCAUGUCGGCCUUUUGGACUUCCCUCAUGGCUGAGUCCGGUACGACAAUGAAGCCGAGCUCGGCUAGGCACCCGCAGACGGAUGGUCAGACGGAGCGAGCGCACUAGACCGCUCAGAUGAUGUUGCGUACGCUCAUCUGUCCCGAGCAGAAAGAUUGGGUUUACCGACUUCCCGACAUCGAGUUCGCCUAUAACACUUC
This is a messenger RNA of Chara braunii, 4581 nucleotides long. The record is from the annotation of a GenBank genome assembly. Lineage: Eukaryota; Viridiplantae; Streptophyta; Charophyceae; Charales; Characeae.